This is a messenger RNA of Aspergillus bombycis, 2319 nucleotides long. RefSeq names its product Pfs domain protein. Bases 1 to 2319 code for a protein of 772 amino acids. Gene Ontology annotation, biological process: nucleoside metabolic process. The transcript has a single exon. NCBI's taxonomy places the organism in Eukaryota, Fungi, Ascomycota, Eurotiomycetes, Eurotiales, Aspergillaceae. The record is from RefSeq and is a predicted model, not a curated record. Gene Ontology annotation, molecular function: catalytic activity; protein binding.
AUGACAACACUCUCUCGGGACGAUUACACAGUCGGGUGGAUAUGCGCCUUGCCUCCGGAGUUAGCAGCUGCGUACCUAAUGAUGGACAAAAUACACCCAGACCUGGACAUACCGCAGGCAGAUCAAAAUACAUAUAUCCUUGGAAACAUCGGUAAGCACAAUGUUGUUAUGGCGUGUUUACCAAGUGGCGGAUAUGGCAUCGCCCCUGCUGCGACGGUAGCAGUACAACUGCGUACCACUUUCCCCUUCGUCCGAUUUAGUUUAAUGGUCGGGAUUGGUGGAGGGGCGCCAAGCAGCGGUCGAGAUAUUCGAUUAGGUGAUAUUGUGGUGGGCCUGCCAGAAGAAGGUUGUGGAGGCGUGAUACAAUAUGAUUUGGGUAAAAUAUUAAGCGGUGGACAUUUCCACCGAACUGGUAUGCUUAACCGGCCACCAGAGAUCUUGUUGACUGCCGUCUCAAAACUCCGAUCCUUUGACUUCUGGAAACGCAGUCAAGUUCCUGAAUUUAUUUCGCAUGUCCAGGCUACAAGUGCGAAAUUUGCACGACCGGAGCAGGAGGAUCGCUUAUUUCGAACAGACUACACUCACAGAGAUGGCGAUACAUGUAAGGAGUGUGACCCAGCUCAAAUAAUUCGACGUUCUUUACGAAGCAACAAUGACCCUGUCGUCCAUUAUGGACGGAUUGCAUCGGCAAAUCAAGUCAUGAAAGAUAGCAGACGACGAGAUCAGCUAGCUAAAAAGCUUGGGAUAUGCUGUGUGGAGAUGGAAGCGGCAGGACUCAUGAAUAAUAUUCCAUGUCUAGUCAUUCGCGGUAUCAGUGACUAUGCCGACUCACACAAGAAUGAGGAGUGGCAACUAUAUGCAGUGACAGCGGCGGCCGCAUAUGCCAAAGAGCUUAUCCUUGCGGUUUCCACCAAUCCGAGCAACCAUCUCCCGACAACGCAAGAGCAGAAAGCAACGAGUCCUAGUCCCGCAUUGAAUACCACCGCAACUAACAAACUUGAUAUGUUGAAUCAAGAUCCGGAAAUAGCCAAGGAGAUAAAUAACUUGUCUCAGCAUGUAGCAACAGAGCAUGGAGAUGCACCCAGAUCAAACCAUACCAAAAGCCAAAAUCGCCUAGAAGAGAACUCAGCUCCUGAGAAGAGCACACACAUUUUAUCCGCCAUUAAAGAAUUUGCAUCUUUGGAUAUCCUGAGAUUAUCAGGUGGAACUGCCACGCUACGUAAUACUGAAGAAUGUGGAAAAACUCCGAUCCAAUUGUCCAAAGACAAGAUAAUACGACCAGAGCCAGUUCGAAACGAUAAUAUCGAACAGGCUAGUCACACCACACUGAAAGGACAUUCCCGUUUGGUAGCGUGUGUGUCCUUCUCCCCAAAUGGGAAAACUAUAGGCUCUGGAUCUUUGGACCAUCAAGUUAGGCUCUGGGAUGCUACCAAAGGCAUAACAAACUUCGUACUUAAUGGUCAUUCUGACCGUGUUAAUACAAUAGUAUUUUCACCAGAUGGACGACUACUGGCAUCUGGGUCACGGGAUAAAACAGUCCGGCUCUGGGAUACUACUAAAGGCACAAUACAAGUCGUACUGAAUGGCCAUAUUGGCCGUGUGAGCACUAUCAAAUUCUCGCCAGACGGAAAUCUAGUGGCGUCAGAAUCUCUCGAUGGGGAUUACAAGCUCUGGCAUAGUGCUACAGGCAACAUGCACAGGAUAUUGAAUGACCCAUACCGUCGCCUGACCGCAGUUGAAUUCUCGCCAGAUAACAGAAUGGUGGCAUUGGGAACUCAUGAUGACAGUCUUGGGCUUUUGAACAAUGCUACAGGUGCAUUCCAAACGUUAAGAGGAACCUCGGUUGAAAAGGUGAAUUGUAUAGCAUUUUCGCCAGAUGGGUCAAUGCUUGCAUGUGUAGUUGGAAAGGAAAUUACUCUUUGGAACACUACCACAUGCACGAUGCAUUCAACAUUGAGUGGCCAUCGCCAGAGAAUAAAUAUAAUGGCAUUCUCACCAGAUGGGGCAGUGGUGGCAUCUGGAUCUAGUGAUAGGACAGUCAGGCUUUGGCAAACUGGCACGGGUACAAUGAUUAAGAUUCUGGCUGGCCAUUCUAAACCUGUGAAUGCUGUGGCAUUCUCACCGAAUGGAAAAAUGACGGCAUCAGGAUCUGAUGAUAAAACUGUUAGGCUUUGGAAUGUUUCCACGGGCGCGGCGCAAAGACUCACGAGCUAUUGGGGUAAACAUUGCAACAGCUUGGCAUUCUCACCAGAUGGGAGACUAGUAGCCUAUCCAUCCGGCGAGAAUAUCAAGAUCUAUACCACUGGCAUACAGAAUUAG